Molecule: messenger RNA, 2518 nt
Organism: Daucus carota subsp. sativus
Lineage: Eukaryota; Viridiplantae; Streptophyta; Magnoliopsida; Apiales; Apiaceae
Product: probable inactive receptor kinase At2g26730
Exons: 2
Coding region: 266-2239 (657 amino acids)
Biological process (GO): protein phosphorylation
Molecular function (GO): protein kinase activity; protein binding; ATP binding
Source: RefSeq, a predicted model, not a curated record
ACCUGUGUUAUUAUUUUAGACCUUUGCUUUUUUCUCGUGAUAUCAUACUCCUCUGUCUCUCUCCAUCCUUACAAAAACAAAAAUCUCACCUUUGCAUCACUCUCUGGCCUCUCCCUCUCUCACUCACUGAGUCACUGAGUCACUGAGUCAUGCUAACUCGCCGGGAUAUUCUUAUCGCCGAAUCUCCGAAAUCUUCGCACCAUUCCCCUCCAUUCCAAUAAUCAAACAUACGAAACCUCCUUUUUGCUCAAAAUAAUCAAUAAAAAUGAUGAAACUUAUUGUUUUUUCGGUUUUUGCUUUGUUAUUACAGCAUAGUGUCCGAGUCGACUCGGAGCCGACUCAAGACAAGCAAGCUCUCCUUGCUUUCAUCUCAAAGCUCCCACACAAGAACACCAUUAAAUGGAACGAGUCGGACUCGGUUUGCAACUGGGUCGGAGUCAUAUGCGACGACACUCAGUCCUACGUGUCUACUCUACGGCUACCCGGUGUUGGCUUAGUUGGCUCAAUCCCACCGAACACACUCGGUAACUUGACUCAGCUCCGAGUUCUGAGUCUCCGGUCCAAUGGACUCACCGGUUCACUCCCACCGGAUUUCUCGAACCUGAAGCUCCUGCGGAGCCUUUACCUCCAAAACAACGAGUUCAGCUCCGAGUUCCCACCGAGUCUACUCAGUCUAACUCGGUUAGUCCGUUUGGAUCUCUCUUCCAACGCCUUCACCGGAAAAAUCCCAUUUUCCGUCAACAACUUAACUCAACUCACCGGAAUAUUCCUCGAGAACAACAAUUUCUCCGGCAUGAUUCCGAGCAUAAACACACCAAGUAUAGUAAAUUUCAAUGUGUCAAACAACCAUUUAUCAGGCUCGAUUCCCAAGUCAUUGGCGAGAUUUUCGGCGCCGUCUUUCGCCGGAAAUGUAGAUUUAUGCGGCGGCCCAUUGCCGGCGUGCAACCCAUUUUUCCCCUCCCCAACCCCAUCACCAAACCCCCCAAAUUCCCAAUCCCCGUCUCGAAAGAAAUCGAAAAAGCUCUCUACCGGAGCAAUUAUCGGCAUUGCAUUAGGCGCAGCAGCAUUGCUAAUUCUCUUACUCUUAUGUUGCAUUUUCUGUUUGAUCAAGCGAAAGAACAGGACACGAUCACCAAAAGAGCCUAAGCCGGUGGCUGGGACAAGGGCGGUUCCAGCUGGAGCUGAAGCCGGGACCUCGUCCUCGAAAGACGAUGUCACAGGAUCGGGUGAAGGAGGAGGGGAGAGGAAUAAGCUAGUGUUCUUGAGUGAGGGAUUGUAUAGUUUUGAUUUGGAGGAUUUGUUGAGAGCUUCAGCUGAAGUGUUGGGGAAAGGGAGCGUUGGUACCUCGUAUAAGGCCGUGUUGGAGGAAGGGACUACCGUGGUCGUUAAGAGGUUGAAGGAUGUUGUGGUUAGUAAGAAAGAGUUUGAAACGCAAAUGGAGAGUUUGGGGAAGAUUAAGAGUGAUAAUGUGGUGCCUCUUCGGGCUUUUUACUUUUCGAAAGAUGAGAAAUUGCUAGUUUCAGAUUAUAUGCCUGCUGGUAGCUUAUCUGCUCUUCUUCAUGGUAGCAGAGGCUCAGGGCGUACGCCUCUAGACUGGGACAACCGGAUGAGAAUAGCCACAAGCGCUGCAAGAGGUAUAGCUCACCUACAUGUGUCAGCAAAAGUAGUCCAUGGCAACAUAAAAUCCUCUAAUGUUCUCCUCCGCCAACAAGACCACCAUGACGCUGCUGUAUCAGACUUUGGCCUCAGCCCACUAUUUGGCAACUCCAGCCAACCUAACCAUCGCGUUGCCGGCUACCGUGCGCCGGAGGUCCUAGAAACUCGCAAGCCCACAUUUAAGUCUGAUGUGUACAGUUUUGGAGUGCUUUUGCUAGAGCUACUCACAGGAAAAGCACCUAACCAAGCUUCAUUAGGUGAAGAGGGCAUUGAUUUGCCCAGGUGGGUCCAAUCAGUGGUUAGAGAAGAAUGGACUGCUGAAGUCUUCGACGUAGAGUUGAUGAGGUACCAUAACAUUGAGGAAGAGAUGGUACAGUUGUUACAAAUUGCAAUGGCUUGUGUAGCUACUGUACCCGAUCAACGGCCAGCAAUGCCAGAAGUCGUGAGGAUGAUCGAGGACAUGAAUAGAAGUGAAACUGAUGAUGGCGGGUUACGACAGUCGUCUGAUGAUCCGUCGAAAGGAUCAGACGGUCAAACGCCACCGCAAGAGUCUAGAACACCACCCCGUAGUGCCACUCCAUAAAAUAACAAUGUUCUGGGGGAAUUUUAAAACUUGUGCAGCUAUUUUGGGGUCCGACUUGGACGUACCACUAUGUUCUUUGUUUAUUACAUUUUUUAGUUAGUUUGCUUUAUAUUUAUCUUGGAGAAAAGAAUCUUUCAAUUAUUUUUACUGGGAGAGAGAGGGGGUUUAAAAUUGUUUCUAUGGGGAAGAGGAAGUUUGGUGAGCCAGCCAGCUUCAAAUUGACCAUAUUGUUGAUGUUCAGUUUGUUCAGUUUUUAUCAUUUUAAGUCCAUUUUUCCUA